Molecule: messenger RNA, 2999 nt
Organism: Rhagoletis zephyria (snowberry fruit fly)
Lineage: Eukaryota; Metazoa; Arthropoda; Insecta; Diptera; Tephritidae
Source: RefSeq, a predicted model, not a curated record
AUGUCCAUAAGCGUCACUGUAGGCGGCUUGACAACAAUUGGCGAUCCUGUCAACGAUUCUGCGGCCCAGCAAGCCUUCAGCUAUGUACGCGAUUUUUGUAUGCAUGCAACAAAUCAUCGCAACCAGCAAACUAUUGAAUCAUUGGCGCUACUAAAUCGUAGUGCAUCACUGCUUAGCACAACUGUGCAGCCACAGCUAUUUAAUCCUGCACAGCUGGAGACCUCCAAACUUUUCAUAGACUUGCAUGCUGUUAUGGGUACUUUGGCUACUGAUUCCGAUGCACUUUGGGCUUGCGUUGCACUUUUGCAACAUCUAAGUCGUAAUCUGACAGCACGUCGCGCAUUGGUAGAGGAUUUUCGUUUUGUACCGCUUCUAGCCUUUGUGCUUAAGCGUUCGCAUGGACAGGAGAAAGUACAAAAGCUGCUAACACUUAUGCAGGAUCUAACUUAUGGUAUACAAAUAAGUUGGGAAGAACCAUAUUUAAUAGUGCUACUAGAGCAGCUGGUCAAUAUCAUAUAUCAAGCGGCAGAGGAAAGUGAGGACGGAUUGGCGCAGUUGGCACUAUCUGUGCUAAUCAAUUUAUGUUAUAAAAAUUUCGUAGUAAUGUUUCUCUUUUUACGUUCGGUGAAUAUAUCGAAUUUUACAAAACGCAUUCAAAGCUAUGGCAUGUUGGCGAGUAAGAUGUUAAUUAUACUGAGUGAAGAUACUCAUACGCCGAACCAGAGGGAUUUAGAUUUAUUCAUACGUUCAACAUUUGCUACAAUAGAGGAAUGCAUUAAAAAUUGGAACGUGCCUUAUUUGCAGCAUAUAAUAGAUUUCUUUGUGGACUCUAAGGCACAUACGUGUCUGCAUCGCACUAUGCUGGAUUAUAAAAAUUACUGCGAAGAUGUGGAGCGGCUACUCAACUGUCUGGAGUCAUGUGGCAUCGCUGAGGAUGUAGAUGAGCAAAUAUCGAAGCAACAGCACACUUGCUUGGGCUUACUUUUCCGACUGAUACUUUAUGUACUGCAAUUAAGUACUGUGCCAGGAUCUGAGAAUAAAGAAAAUGUUAUUAGUUUGGAUUCAAAUGUGCCGCGAAUAUUUGAAUUUUUAGGCAAGUGGCUGGAUUCUGAAGUUUGCGGAGUUAACGCUGUAGAAUUGUUAAAUGGCUUAAUAACAUUGGUUCCCAAAGAAUCAAUACCUGCUCGCAUUGCCCGUGAUCCCUCGUACAUCGUGCAACUGAUUGCUAUAUCAGAGAAACCGGAUACAAGUGCCCGCCAUAUAUCUGCCAUCUUACAGCUCCUGGCAUCAUUAUUGCAUCAAACAAAGACUGAGAAACUCAUUCUUUCACGUAUUACAGAAUCAUAUUUCGACAAAAUGUUUGCACCACUACUAAAUACUGGGCGCACAGAUAUGCCACUUAAUGCUGUUGUACCAGAAGAAAUCGAAAAAUAUACAUACUGCCUGUUGCUGCUAAUCAAUUUCGCUGGUAUUGCCAAAAAAGCAUAUUUUGAGAAAUGUUGUACUCUAUUGCAAUUCACUACAAUACAAAAUGUGUUGGCGCGCGCUAUGGUUGGUGGCAAUCAGACAGUUUGUGGUGCUGUUUUUCAAAUAUCUCAAUUUGAACGAUUUCCACAAAGUGAAGUGGCGAAUCAUAUCUCAAAAUUAACGCCAUAUAAGGGAGUGGGUAGCUCUGCUGCACCCAGUGUUGAUGGUGAUCAGUUGCAAAAGCUAAAUAUUAUAAUGAAAAGUCAUAAAACAUUUGUUGGCAAAGAGAUGGAGGAGCGACUUAAUGCUUUAAUUGAUGUGAUCAGUAAUGCACAUCGUAAUAAUCAAAUACAAAAUGUAGCCAUGUCGCAGAUUAUUGAAUUAUUCAAUUAUAAGAGUGAAAUUUUUAGUUGCGCGGAAAGUUGCAUGCAAAGGCGGCUGGAGAUCGCCAGCCAAGAGAUAACAAAUCUAACACAACGCAUCAAUUUACAAAAUGCUGAGUUACAAAAAUACGAAAUGAUGAAUUUUGAGCUGCAUGUCAAUCAAGAGGGUCUGCAAACACAGUGCCAAGAUUUAAAACAGCAAAAGGAUAAUUUGAAACAUAAUUUGGCAAGUUUAAUGAAGAAGUUGUCUGAGCAGUCAGAAUCAUUGCAAAUAAGUGAAAAGCGUUUGACUGUCAAAGUGUCGGAAGUAAUAGUUUUACAAAAGGAAAAUGGAGAACUUAAAGAGGAACUGACUUCAAAAACCAAGGAAUUGGAAAAAAUGCAAGCCAACGCCAAGGAAAAUGUCACCCGCAUAGAAAAGUUGAAAAAGUCGAUUGCUGCUUUCGAACUCGAUAUAAAAGAAAAGUCACGCAUCAUUGAAGAGCGUGAGCGAGAGCUGACUAAAAUGCAUAAACUCUACGAAGAGCAGAAGGAGGCGAAGAAGAAAUGUGACGAUGUCAUCUCAGUAUUGGAGGCGCAAAUUCAGGACAAAAAUGAACAAAUACGCAGUUACGAGUUGGAGUUGAGUGAAACAGAAGAGUUACGCAAAACUAUUAUGAGCCUCAUGGAGAGUAAGAAGCCGAAACGAAAAACAUAAAUUACUUACUCAGAGUCCGACACGAUGCGCUGACUGUCGCAACGAUUAAAUGCAAGUUAAAAUUUGAUUAAGUUUAGUAUUGUUAGAAAGUUUAUUUGUGCAUCGUUAGGACGGAGGAGGGUAGGAAAAAUAUGGUAGCAUAUUAAGAGCGUUUUAUAAAUUAUUUUACAAUAUAUAGUAAUUUAGCGCUUAACUUACUAAGUACAUAUUUAGUUAACAAUUUCCAAUUAUACAUACAUACAUAUAUUAUGGUUGCAUAUACAACUUUUUAAAUGUUAUAAUGAACCAAUUUCAUUUGCAUUUCAUAUACAUAUAUACAAUACAAGCAAGUUUGUCAAAAUAAAUUACAACUAAAUGUACAUAAGUGCUUGUUUUUUACUGUUAAAUACAAUAUUUUUUUUACAAAUGCAUGCAAUUUGCACAGCACCGCAUACAAUGGUUUAGCGUUAUUA